UGCGGUGCGUGGGGGGCGGGGCCUCUCAGCCGUUUCAGCAUGGCCGCCGGCACUGCAGCUGCCUUGGCGUUCCUGAACCAGGAGAGCCGAGCCCGGGCUGGGGGUGUGGGAGGCCUGAGGGUGCCGGCUCCGGUCACGAUGGAUAGUUUCUUUUUCGGUUGUGAGCUCUCCGGCCACACCCGCUCCUUCACUUUCAAGGUUGAGGAGGAGGAUGAUACGGAACACGUGCUGGCAUUGAACAUGCUGUGCCUUACCGAGGGGGCCAAGGACGAGUGUAAUGUGGUGGAAGUUGUGGCCCGAGAUCACGACAACCAGGAGAUUGCAGUUCCUGUGGCCAAUCUCAGGUUAUCUUGCCAGCCCAUGCUGAGUCUGGAUGAUUUCCAGCUCCAACCGCCUGUAACCUUCCGCCUGAAGUCGGGUUCUGGUCCUGUGCGCAUCACUGGUCGGCAUCGGAUUGUUUGUAUAAACAAUGAUCUUUCUGAAGAAGAAAGUGAGGAUGAGGACAGCGAAGAGGAGGAAGUUGAGCUGUGUGGCAUCCUUCCUGCCAAAAAGCACGGGGGCAGGCCUUAGCCCUCUUUGGUUAGGUAGCUGAUCGCUGCAGGCUUCAUGCACCAUAUGUUCCUGGACACGUUUCAAGAAUUGUAAAUGGUUUUCUCUCGUUGAAGAGGAGAGUUUGGGACGGGGGCAAGUGGGAGGGGUCAGGCCGGUGCUAAGGGGCGGGGAUUCUCCAUCGGGCCUUGUGUUUGCUCCUCCAGGUUCCCUGAAGCUUCCCUUUCUGUUGGGGUGGAUGACGUCUCACCUGACCUUCUCCCCCCCCUCCACCUGCCCAGAUUGAAAGUUUUGUGAACCCCCAGGUUCAAUUCCCAGCACUGCAAAAAAAAAAAAAAAAUGUCUGAAGUUCAGAACAAAACAUUUUUAACACUUUUUACAUUUUUAGAUAAAGAUCUAAAUAAAGUGGUGUAUGGUUUUUUGCAA
Peromyscus eremicus (cactus mouse) is the source of this 975-nucleotide messenger RNA. RefSeq names its product nucleophosmin/nucleoplasmin 3 (gene Npm3). The record is from RefSeq and is a predicted model, not a curated record. Gene Ontology annotation, biological process: chromatin remodeling. The transcript is spliced from 6 exons. Bases 40 to 570 code for a protein of 176 amino acids. Gene Ontology annotation, molecular function: chromatin binding; histone binding; RNA binding. NCBI's taxonomy places the organism in Eukaryota, Metazoa, Chordata, Mammalia, Rodentia, Cricetidae. Gene Ontology annotation, cellular component: nucleolus; nucleoplasm; cytoplasm.